This is a messenger RNA of Cordyceps fumosorosea ARSEF 2679, 1038 nucleotides long. RefSeq names its product pyruvate formate lyase activating enzyme. Bases 1 to 1038 code for a protein of 345 amino acids. Gene Ontology annotation, molecular function: iron-sulfur cluster binding; catalytic activity. The transcript is spliced from 2 exons. NCBI's taxonomy places the organism in Eukaryota, Fungi, Ascomycota, Sordariomycetes, Hypocreales, Cordycipitaceae. The record is from RefSeq and is a predicted model, not a curated record.
AUGAUGCGCAUCAAACGCGCCUGCCGACCGGUCCUGACGCCAACAGCAACGCCCACGGCGACCCAGGCCAGGCAUCUCCAUCUGGCUCCUCCGUUUCUCCUUGACAGCUACGUGCCUCGCUAUCAAAUGCUAGGGUCCCGCGAGGCCGCACAAAAGCGAUCGAGGGCCUAUGCCCACCUACGCAAAUGCAACCUCUGUCCCCGUUUGUGUGGCGUCAACCGCUACGAGACGACAGGCAUGUGCCUCAUCGGAGACAAGGCUAAGGGACACAAUGGCAGCGGCGCCGUCUUCAUGAGCGGCUGCAAUCUCCGCUGCGUGUUUUGCCAGAACCACGACAUUGCCCACCAGCGCAACGGCAUGGACCUGACGCCGGAAGAGCUCGCCGAGUGGUACCUGAAGCUCCAAACGGUUGGCGGCGUGCAUAACAUCAACAUCGUCACCCCUGAACACGUCGCACCGCAGGUGGCCCUCAGCAUCCUCCACGCGCGCGAGCUCGGGCUCCACGUCCCCAUCGUCUACAACACCUCGAGCUUCGAUUCGCUCGCCUCGCUCGAGCUGAUGGACGGCCUGGUGGACAUUUACCUGGCCGACUUCAAGGUGUGGGAACCGAGUUCGUCGCGGCGCCUGCUCAAAGCGGACGACUACGCCGCCACCGCCCGCGAGAGCGUCAGGGCCAUGCACGCGCAGGUGGGCGACCUGUGCUUCACACCCGACGGAAUCGCCAAGCGGGGCCUCCUAGUCCGGCAUCUGGUCAUGCCCGGCAGCGAGCGCGAAGGCGCCGCCAUCAUGCGCUUCCUGGCCCAGGACGUCUCCAAGGACUGCUUCGUCAACAUUAUGGAGCAGUACACGCCGCGUGCACACGUUGGCAAGGCGAGGCGUGGUGCUGCUGCCAGGGCUGGUGGUGGCGGCGAGGCGCGGUACCAGGAAAUCAAUAGACCGGUCAAUGACGACGAGGUAGCUUCAGUGCGCCAGGCCGCCGAGGCGGCGGGGUUGUGGCGCUUCAAUGAGCCGCCCAAGCAUGAGGGCUUUGCCAUCUGA